AUGGAACAAUCUUCUACCAAGAUCAUUGUGCAACAACUUAAGGAUUGGGAAAUCCAGAUAUUGUUGCUCCUAAGCUUUGCCUUGCAAUUAAUCCUCUUCUUCUUUGGUGGCCAUAGGCGCCGUAGCAACCGUGUGAUGCUUAGGAUCUUGUUAUGGUUGACUUACCUAUCCGCGGACUUCAUCGCUGUGUAUGCACUGGGCUACCUCUCACGGCAUCUACCUACCACUACAGAUAGCCAUACAUAUUACCAAGCACGCCUUGGCAAAAACCUUCUUUUCCCUAGCCAAAGCCAUCAUGAUCUCACACCCUUGUGGGCUCCAUUCCUUCUUGUACACCUAGGAGGGCAAGACACCGUGACUGCAUUUUCCAUUGAGGACAAUGAGCUAUGGUCAAGGCACUUGCUGAAUAUGCUAGUCCAAGUAUGCUUAGUUCUAUUUGUGCUAUGGAAUUCAGUAGCACAUAAUCGACUUGUGAUCCCUGCAGCCUUAUUGUUUUUUGCUGGGGUCAUCAAGUACGGGGAGAGGAUAUGGGCACUCAAGUGCGCUAGCCAAAAAAGUCUAAAGAAUUCCAUCAACACAGAAGAGGAGGAUAUCAACAUAGAUAGUGAUAGACGACGUCAAGAAGAAGAGGAAAGCAAUGAAGAUAGUCAUGGGCAACAUCAAGGAGGAGACGGAAACAUUGAAGAUGGAAAUGGACGAAAUAAACAUGAAGGAAGCAAUAGAGAUGCCGGCCAAUUUAUUGGUGAUGGAAAUCAAGAAAAGGAUGGAAGCAAUUUAGAUGGAAAGCAUCAAAUGGUGUUGGAAUAUUCAUCACUUGUAAAAGGUGCUCUUCGCUUCAUGCCGACUCUUCGGAAGAUAUUCGUAGGAAGAAAAGGUUUUGACAUCAAAGAUAUCCUCUCUAGGCACAAAGUCUCCCAAGAUGCAGAGGUAGCUUUCAAGACAGUGGAGGUCGAGCUUAGCAUGAUGUAUGAUGAGCUCUACACGAAAACUAGGGUGAUUCAGACGAGGAACGGCACCAUCCUUCGUUCUGUCUCCCUCGCCUUCACAGUUGUUGCUUUUGUGGUCUUCAUCCUGAUGACCGGUGCCAAGCAGAGGUAUUACAGCUCAACCGUUGCUAUUGAUAUUGCAAUAACAUAUACGUUAUUCACAGGAGCUUUUUUCUUGGAGGCAUGCUCCAUUGCCACCUCCAUGCUUUCACCGAGAGCAUGGUCAUCCAUAGAAGCUCAAGGUAGAAGAAGAUGCAGUUCGCUCAGCCGGGCAACCUGGUCUAUGUUUGGGAGGACCCAACUGGAGAGAACAUGGUGGUCAAACUCUGUGAGGCAGUACAAUGUUGUGAGGUAUUUCAGGCUGGUUGAUGACAAGUCGAGGGUAGGCAAGAUGAUAAGCAUGGUUGGUGCUAAGGAGCUAUGGAGCAAACUUCGUCAUACCAGGCAAGAAAAAGUCACCACCUUCAUGAAGGAGAGCAUACACCAAGCAAUCUAUCAGGGCAAGCUGCGUCGUCCAUUAAAUGUGUCUCCUGAAUUGUAUUCGGUGCUAACUGGCCACUUCGAGUUGGUUUUGUUGACAAUGCAUGGCUUCACAGAGUUGUUCCUGUCCAUGCUGGAGAGAAACUCAGACUUUGACUUGGAUGACAAGAUGCAGAUUCUCGUACAAACAUGCAAGGUGAUAUCUGACUACAUGUUCUUCCUUCUAGUUCUGCAGCCUUCAAUGUUGCCUGUUAGAAGCAGCGCCGGUGUAUAUUCUAUGCUGGAGACAAUUUUUAAAUUCACCCCGGGUGAAGAUCUCUCUACCAAGGAGCAGUUUCUGGAAUCGUUUUUCAAGAGAGUAGAGACUCCACGUCAUGAUCUAAAGGGAACCGCAGGGAGGAUGUUGGAGGACGGGCAGGACAUCGGUGCAGCAUUGCAGCUGAUGGUGGAUAUAUGGGUGAGGCUGCUUAUCUACGCGGCCGGCAAGUCCCCAGCACAGGAGCACGCCAGGCAGCUGAGCAUGGGAGGGGAGCUGCUCACCUUCGUUUGGCUGCUCAUGGCGCAUCAUCAGCUCGGAGACGUCUCCGCCGAGCAGUUCGAACUCGUGGAAAGACUUGCAACCGGAGAAAUCGUCCUUGGUCCAGGCCACCACACUAUCAGGUACAGCACGAUAAUGGUUCUCUUCGAGCUCGACGGCGCUCAUCGUGCUACGCGCAGGACUACCGCGGUUUAG
Messenger RNA from Oryza brachyantha (malo sina), 2199 nucleotides. RefSeq lists its product as uncharacterized. The record is from RefSeq and is a predicted model, not a curated record. NCBI's taxonomy places the organism in Eukaryota, Viridiplantae, Streptophyta, Magnoliopsida, Poales, Poaceae. The coding region runs from base 1 to 2199 and encodes 732 amino acids. The transcript has 2 exons.